AUGUCGCUAGCUUUAAGUAUUCAUUUUCUUUUUAUUAACUACGCUUUAGUAGCUCUGGCUGAUGAUGAUAAAUUUCUCACAAGUCCACCAGAGUACAUCAGAGAAUGCCAAAUAGCUGAGAAAAAUUUUACUGACUGUUCCACGCACAGCAUACAGCAGCUCUUCGACAAGUUAAAUGACGGCAUACCUGGCUUGAACAGCAUCAAAAGCUUCGAUCCAUUCUACCUAAACCGGAUACGUAUUACACAAGGCAACAGCAAUGCGAUCAACUUGAAAGUCGAGUUGGCCAACGUGAAAAUCAAUGGAUUUGGACAUACAAAUGUUUUGGAGAGUAUCGUUUAUCCCAAAGACUACAGCUGGAAGACCACUUUUAUGCUGCCCGAGAUGAAAUUACAGGGUGACUACAGUCUCAACGGUCGCAUUUUGCUAAUACCAUUAAAUGGGCAUGGCGAAGUUUUCUUAGAAGCAGAAAACAUGACCGUCGUUAUGAACUCAAAGACCCGGCUCUAUGAGAAGGGCGGCUUCACCUUCUACAACGUGACGAAUUGUCGUGUGGACUUUAAAAUUGAUGGCUUGAAGUCAUAUUUUUCCAAUCUCUUCAAUGGCAACAAGCAGUUGGAGGAUAGCACAAAUAAAUUCUUCAAUGACAACUGGCGUAUGCUAGCCGAUGCGCUUUACUCCGUCAUCACGCAGACGAUUGAGGAUAUUUUGUUGGAUGUGUUGAAGAAAAUCUUCCAUUAUAUACCAGCCAACUUCUUUAUCAGCGAUAUACCAACACCAAAGCAGUUAUAUGGCAGCAAAGUAACAGCGACGAAUGCCAAGCGACCUUAG
Messenger RNA from Anastrepha obliqua, 831 nucleotides. RefSeq names its product circadian clock-controlled protein daywake (gene Jhbp6). The coding region runs from base 1 to 831 and encodes 276 amino acids. NCBI's taxonomy places the organism in Eukaryota, Metazoa, Arthropoda, Insecta, Diptera, Tephritidae. The transcript has 6 exons. The record is from RefSeq and is a predicted model, not a curated record.